AUGGCAUAUUCUCCCGGGCCCCUGUCGCCCGGCACUGGGCCCGCCUAUGGCGGUUUACAGCGAGGACGUUCCACGAGUCCGACUGGUGGGGGACCGAGUACGAUGACGAAGCGCGACAAGCGACGAUCCCAGCUGCAAGAGCGUCUUCACGAUCUGACUGCCAUGUUCAGCCAGAACCGCGACGCCCAAUUCCGCCAGCAGCUUCACUCGCUGCAAUGCGAUAUGACCCUCAUCAACAACGCCGACCCUUACCAGGAUGGUCUCCUGCCGGAUUCAUCCGAGGAUAUUGCGCAAUUGAUUGAGGAUACUGUUGGUGGUGGCAAGUUCGCUAAGGAGAUGGCGAGUUUGUCGGGUACUUGGUACGCCAAGUUUGUACAGGAGGUGAACAACGUGAAGGAGCAGAAGGAUUCGGAGCUCACACAAGUCAUGAACCGGCAUCAAAAUAGCCUCGACCGACACUGGAAAGAAUACGACUGGCGAGUGCACUUCGCCAAGGAAGAGUUCAACCAGCUGUCUGGAACCCUUCGCGAGCGUCUCAUGCAGAACAUCACGAGCAAGCGAAGCCGUCUCAUGCGCGAGAAGGAACAACUCGACAUCGCCGAUACAAACGCCCUCCUACUCCACCCAAACCAGUUCAGCAUUACCAACCCCGCUAGCCCCGGUGGUAUUGGCAGCAACCGCAAGACCCGCCACACCCGACACCGCGUGGACCUGGACGAGUUGGGAAAUGGAAUUGUCUCGGAAUUGAACAAGCGCAAGCGCAAGGCGCCCGAGGAGGAUGCUGGAUCUCCCGUGCGGGACGCGGGCGGCACGACUCCGGCCGAGCGCAACAAGGCAUACUUGGAGAAGCAGAUUGCGCCUACCUACUCGAUGAACUCUCUGUUUACCGACAAGGAGCUGGGCGCCCAUGCCAACCAGGCACAUGUCGCAACCGUGCACUUCUUCUCUACCUCCAAGCGCGCCGACCAGGGCUCCGGCGCCGUGACCAAUGGCAACAACACCGAUGCGGAGGACACCCCCGACCACACUGGCCACGAAGACAAUGGCACGCCCAGCGCAACGGACAUGAUCCGCACGGCCAGUCAGAACUUCCACGUCACGCGGUCGACUCGCACCACCGCUGCGCACAGCGCUCUCAGCGCCCUGGCCGAAUUGGCCGACAAGCCCGCCACACGCCCGAGCAUCCCCUACCACAUCCUUGCAGGCCACCAGCACCGCGCAAAUGGCAAUGCGCCGCAGCUCACCUCACUGCUGAACGAAGAGGCCGACGACGACUCGUCGCGCUUCGAUCGUCUACACGCCACCAAACCGGCGGGCUGGAUCGACACCGCCUUGCUCGAGCUCGUUACCUCGCCGCUCCCUUCGGACCCGGUCGACGGCCACCCGGCCAACCCAGGCCGCAUUUCCUCUCUUCACCCCGAUUUCCCACCCCACAUGAACAUCCAACUCCAGCCUGCCCGACCUCACGCGGGACCGGAGAUGUUCCCCUCCAUCACCAUGGAGCGCGAGCGAAGCAGCAAGCGCACCCGGCACCACUAG
Messenger RNA from Penicillium argentinense, 1539 nucleotides. Its product is annotated as Sds3 domain-containing protein. Lineage: Eukaryota; Fungi; Ascomycota; Eurotiomycetes; Eurotiales; Aspergillaceae. Gene Ontology annotation, biological process: negative regulation of transcription by RNA polymerase II. Gene Ontology annotation, molecular function: histone deacetylase binding. The transcript has 2 exons. The record is from RefSeq and is a predicted model, not a curated record. The coding region runs from base 1 to 1539 and encodes 512 amino acids. Gene Ontology annotation, cellular component: Sin3-type complex.